AUGGAGAUCACGAGGCCUGCACGCCACCAGGCGCCGAACUUCGAUGCCUCCAAAAAACUGACCCGCCGGGCAGGCAUCAGCAAACCCAGCUCGCAAAGAGCCCCUUGUUCCACCACCACAAAACCAACCAGCACCAUCACCGCCAAGGACCAACAACCACCUCUCCUCGCCGCCAACAACAAGAUGCAGCCGCAGCUGGACCGCAUCGCCGCCUCGUCGCGCAGCGCGUUCGAGAAGAAGGUGUGGUCGCUCCUCUGCCAGAUCCCGAGCGGCAGCGUGUCGACGUACGGCAUCAUGUCGGCGCACCUGGGCUCGUCGCCCCGUGCCGUCGGCAACGCCCUCCGCCGCAACCCCUUCGCUCCCGACGUGCCCUGCCACCGCGUCGUCGCCACCGGCGGCGCCCUAGGCGGGUUCAAGGGCAAGUGGCCGCGUGACGGCGAGGGCAUCACGCUGGACGAGAAGAGGCUGCUGCUGAGGCGCGAGGGCGUCAGGUUUGAUGACGCCGGCACCAGGGUCUUGGGGACGCCGUUUUCGGGGUUUCGGUAG
Molecule: messenger RNA, 546 nt
Organism: Pyricularia pennisetigena
Lineage: Eukaryota; Fungi; Ascomycota; Sordariomycetes; Magnaporthales; Pyriculariaceae
Exons: 1
Coding region: 1-546 (181 amino acids)
Biological process (GO): DNA repair
Molecular function (GO): methylated-DNA-[protein]-cysteine S-methyltransferase activity
Source: RefSeq, a predicted model, not a curated record